This is a messenger RNA of Colletotrichum destructivum, 1571 nucleotides long. Its product is annotated as Putative NADP-dependent oxidoreductase domain-containing protein. NCBI's taxonomy places the organism in Eukaryota, Fungi, Ascomycota, Sordariomycetes, Glomerellales, Glomerellaceae. The record is from RefSeq and is a predicted model, not a curated record. Bases 371 to 1456 code for a protein of 361 amino acids. The transcript is spliced from 4 exons.
GCUGAGACUUGAAGCCGACUCCGACUUACCGACACACUGAACAUCAGCAAACUGCAUCUGCUGUUGGUGGAUUCUUCACACCGGAGGGGACGGAAUGAUCAGCGCAGUGCGGGGUAGCUCUCUGUCGCCUCUCGGUUGGAGCAACGACCCGCGCUGUGACCCCCCCUCCUUAUCAUGAUGUCGUGAUCGGAUCGAAUGACGUUUGAGCUUUCAGAGUGGCUAUUGUCUACAUAUAUAUUUUAUCUCUGUACAAUUCCUCCCUCUUACAGCGUAGCCAUAAACCGCUCAAGAGCUUGCCAGCCGUCUUCAACAGACUAUCUAAACCCCUUUCAUUGUAUCUCAUCCAAAGACAACAGCAGCAGCAGCAACAAUGGCAUCCAAGGAGCUCCCCGCACGUCUCAAGGAGGGACUCGAGAACACCAAAGUAGAGUACCGCCAGCUCGGAAAGUCCGGACUUCGCGUUUCGGUCCCGAUCUUUGGCUGCAUGAGCUUCGGCGAUUCCCGCACACUGGGCUGGGCCUUGAACGAAGACGAGGCUCUUCCCCUUCUAAAGGCCGCGUACGAUCGGGGGUUAAACACCUGGGACACCGCCAACGUCUACUCCAACGGCGCAUCCGAGGUGACGAUCGGAAAGGCCCUCAAGAAGUACAACAUCCCGCGCGAGAAGGUGGUCAUAUUGACCAAAUGUUUUUUCUCAGUCGGGGAGGAGCCCCAAGCUCGCCAUUUCCAGUAUCGUGCCGAGUUUGAGAGGUCGAAAGAUUACCAGAACCAAUGGGGUUUGUCCCGAGGUGCCAUCUUCAACCAGGUUGAGGCCUCCCUCAAGCGACUCGAUACCCCGUACAUCGACCUCCUUCAGAUCCAUCGAUUCGAUCCGACCACCCCCAUCGAGGAGACGAUGAAAGCGCUACACGACCUCGUCCAGACUGGAAAGGUGCGAUACAUUGGCGCAAGCAGUAUGUGGGGUACACAGUUUGCCCAGAUGCAGUUCGUGGCCGAGAGGAACGGCUGGACCAAAUUCGUGAGCAUGCAGAACCAGUACAACCUUCUUUACCGGGAGGAAGAGAGGGAGAUGAACCGCUUUUGCAACGACACGGGCGUCGGCCUGAUCCCAUGGGCUCCUCUGUGCCGCGGUCAUCUGGCCCGACCCCCGAAGGACUUCGGCACAACCUCCCGCAGCAAGGGCGAGAAGGAAAGCCAGCCCGGAAGCCACGGGACGGUCGAGCCGGACCUUACCAUCAUUAAGCGCGUGCAGGAGAUCGCGGAGAAACGCGACUGGCCCAUGUCCCACGUGGCUCUUGCAUGGAUCAACAAGCGCAUCACGAGCCCCAUCAUUGGCUUCAGCAGCGUCGAUCGAAUCGACCAGGCCAUUACCGCGGAUGGCAAGGUCCUGACUGACGAGGAGGAGAAGUAUCUGGAAGAGCUGUACCAGCCCAAGGCCAUCUCUGGACACACGUGAUGCUUCCGGGAGAUGCAACCGAGCAGGGAAUGGUCUGGAUAGAUGUACAGAGCCGAGCCAAAGUCAAUCGAGAGUUUUGCACGAGUCUUCAAGCCACUGUUCAUGACAUUGAAGC